Messenger RNA from Emys orbicularis (European pond turtle), 2817 nucleotides. RefSeq names its product target of myb1 like 1 membrane trafficking protein (gene TOM1L1). Gene Ontology annotation, molecular function: clathrin binding; ubiquitin binding; phosphatidylinositol binding. Gene Ontology annotation, cellular component: membrane; endosome. Lineage: Eukaryota; Metazoa; Chordata; Testudines; Emydidae. The record is from RefSeq and is a predicted model, not a curated record. The transcript has 15 exons. Gene Ontology annotation, biological process: signal transduction. The coding region runs from base 85 to 1530 and encodes 481 amino acids.
CCCGGGGGGAGGCAGAGGGCGCUUGGCUGGGCCAGGGGGAAGGAAGGAGCAGGGUUUGCCCGGGUUUGGGAGCGCCGAAGCAGCAUGGCUUUUGGGAGAAGCCAGAAAGAUCCCUUCAGCACAGCCGUGGGGCACCUGAUAGAGAGAGCAACGGUUGGUGCGCUGCCCGCUGAGGAGUGGGGUCAGUUUAUGCACAUCUGUGACAUUAUUAACACAACGGAUGAGGGGCCUAAAGAUGCAGUAAAAGCACUAAAGAAAAGGAUUUCCAAAAACUGUAACCAUAAGGAGAUUAGAUUCACCUUGUCUCUUCUCGACAUGUGCAUGAAAAACUGUGGCCCCAGCUUCCAGUCUUUAGUUGUGAAGAAAGACUUCUGCAAGGACAAGCUGGUGAAAUUGCUGCAUCCGAGAUACAAUCUGCCAGCUGAUACACAGGACACAAUCUUGGCCUUUAUCAGGACCUGGGCCUACGGGUUCCAAGGAACCGUGGAUGUGAGUGAAGUGAAGGAAGUGUACCUGGAACUGCUAAAGAAAGGAGUGCAGUUUCCAUCCUCUGAUGCCACCCCAGGGACACACAAGCAGCGAGCUUCGUCUUGGCCCUCUGAAAAACCACCGCCUCCUUCUGCUGUCUCUGUGAAAAGUACUCCGGUGCCUCGUCCUCCAGCUCCAACAAUAACAUUGACUUCUGAACAGAUUGGGAAGCUGUACAGCGAAUUGGACAUGGCGAAAAUGAAUGCGAAAGUCAUGUCAGCGAUAUUAACGGAAAAUGUUCCUGGCUCUGAGAAGCUUGACGAUAUGGAGCUCUUACAGAAACUGUACAAGAUAUGUCGGGUGAUGCAGGAGAGGAUCGUGGAACUGCUGGUGGCAGUGGAGAAUGAAGAUGUGAUAGCUGAAUUAAUACAAGUGAAUGAAGAUCUGAAUAACGUCCUCCUGGGCCAUGAAAGGUUUUCUCGGAACAGAGUGCGUUUCUUGGAGAAUCAGCGAAUCCAGCGUGAGCAAGCAGAGAUCUAUAGCAAACAACCAUCUGCUCCAUCAUGUGAUCUACUUGACGUCAAUUCAAGUUCUUCAAUUCCUGUGUCAGCAUUGGGGGGAACUGGCCCUGAGACUCCUCAGUUUUCAGAAUUAAAUUGCAGAUCUACAAGUGCUGCAGAUCCAAGCAUCCACCAUCCUUUGCUCUACCCUCAGCUAGAUUUACUAGCUAUAGAAAACGCUCAACAGCCCUCGUUUGCAACUGAAGCACAAAGCACAAGCCAAAGCAUCCCUGAAGGUCAUAUCUAUAACAAGCUUGCCACGCUUUUAAACCCAGUGCCUUUGCAGACUGUAAACCUCCAAACUGUUAAUGCCUCAUCACUGAAUGAGACAACACCAGGUGCAUCACCAGCAGACGUAUCAAAGAGCAGUUCACAGACACCUCAUUAUUAUGAGAUAAUGGAAUUUGAUCCUUUAGCGCCAAGCUACAGCACAGAAGCUAUUUAUGAAGAAAUUGAUGAUUAUAUCUCCAAAUCAGAAGUUAAAAAACAUACAGAUUGCUAAGAGUGGAAGGUGAACUCUCUUAAUGAACACAAAAGUUCUCUGAUGCCAGCACUAGACUGCUUUCUAUAACUGACAAGUGAAUACAAGGAAAACUCUUGUUUGCUAUUUUGAACAUAGCAACAAAUAAGCAUUGGGGUCUUGUGUUAUCCACUUCCAUGUGUUAUGUUUGGAUCUAUUUUCAAUUCUGAUCAUUGACACUUUAUAUAAGCGAAGUAAGGCCCCAAGUCUGCACACACUUAUUUUUCAAGGGGACUAUUAUUGUAUGUGUUUGCAGGAUUGGGGCCUGAAACAAAACUGUCUACAGAAUAAUGCACUCUGCUGCUAACUGAAGCAGAACACAAGCAGUCUUCAAUUACAGAGGAAAUCUUUGCUUCAAGAUUAACUAACAUGCUGAACUGCUUUAUUUUUUUGUAGCAAACAAAAUUAAACAACUAUUCAUCUACAGGAACUGCAUAACUCAAUCUGUUUUUCAGCAUUAGUGCUCUUAGUUGGGCAACUAAUGUGAGUGACACCAUCCAAAAACCUAGGAGGAGUUCUGUAUCUAGGAGCCUCCUAUGUUAGAUUUAUCGACUGUUGUGUGAAUAUACUCACUAUGGAACCCUUUUGCCUUUAUAUUUUGAAUGCAGAUGUUACUUCAUUCUAAAACCUGAUUCAAGUGUCUAUUGUAAAACAAAGGAGAAAAAAACACACCUACAUUUUACACACGCUUUCGUUCAACGUACAAAUUAAUGGGUUUUGCCUUAAUAAGGACCCACUCUGAGUUGGAGCCUGAGCGCUUCCUUCUGGGCUUGUCAGAAUAGGAAGUUGUUUUUUGUUUUGUUUUUUAAACCUCUCUGCUUACUUGUAUCACACCACAUCCUCACUUUUAAUUUUAAUGUGCCUCUUUAAAAACUGGAUAUGAACCAAUCAACACUUUCCUAAGUGUUGUUUUUAUUUUUCAGAGUUUUUAAUCCUAUAAGGAAAAAAAAUAUCUGUAGUGAUGGAAGAAGAGCAAUAUGGAAAAGUUAUUUGGUUAUCAAAUUAUUUUAAGUAAGUACCUUAGCAUUAAAAAGUGCUACUUUUAUUAGCAGGGUUAAAGUGCCUUCCAUAUUUAUGUUGAAUGUAAAAUUUGCACUUUCAUGAAAGACAUAAUAGUGCUCUGAAUUGAAAGUUGUGAUAUAAAACUUAAAUAGGUUUUUGUGGCUGGCAAGUCAGAUUACGAUUUUUUGAAUCUGUGUGUUUAAAGUUAAAUUUUAUUAUUUUAACUUCAAAAAUGUAAGCAAUAUUAAAUUAUAUUAAGUUCUCCAA